AUGGCAGCAACAGGUCAAUUUAUCUUUAAAGCUACGGAUGAAUAUUACAACAACCAUUGCCAUGAAGAGCUAUUUCUGACGUCUGUAUACGCCGCCGCAAAGACGUACUGCGCUCCAGAAGAAAUUAUAGCCGGAUCAGAAUCUGUCGGCAAGAGGUGCAACGAUUAUGGCUUUACCACGCUGUCUCCUUACGAGGAGUUCAAAUCUCGGCUCACUGACGCUCUCAUCCCUAGCCUUCCGGUAGUCAACUAUGAAGAUACUGGAAUCAACCCAAUGUGGAAUACGAUCAAGACAAGAUCGAAGAAGUUUAGCCCCCGCGUCCCUCUGACAUUACGAUCAUUCUUAUUGAAGCCAAAGCCAAACCAACAUUACUUCUUAUAUCAGCCAUUCAAGUGGCGUGGGUGGGAAAAUCAUCCUUUCACGGCACCCAACUGGUCACAUGUCUCGGACGAGUCUUCAGCAUCAGAUAGCAGUCAACUAAGUAGUCCUCCUGGCACUCUUCCAUCAGCGAAGGAAAAUAAUGGUAUUGCUAUUGCACCGGUAUCCAGUCCCUCUCAAGCCCCAUCCUCAGAUUCUAGUCAGGCUCAAGGUCGAGUGAAGCUCACGUUUUACGUCCGUCGCUCGACGCCGUCAAGUGGCUCCUUCACAAAUCAAAUUCCAAGACUAUGCCUUACGAACGGCUCGAGUCAGCCGGUGUCCACAAGAUUACUUCUUGAAGGCCCAUAUGGUAGCCACGAGUCAUUAAGCCACUUCGACAACGUCCUCCUCAUCACGGGUGGUACCGGCAUCUCAGCCGCUCUCCCAUAUCUCAAGUUCUUCCUUCAGCUCAAUGCCAACCAACGCCCAACAAACGUACAAUUCAUCUGGACUACAAAACAAGCACGCAUGGUCCACGAGAUCUUCAACCGCGAACUAUCAUCCCUCCCCACUUCACCCAAUGUCCAAGUCAAGACGUUCAUUACCGGUGACAAAACCAUCGAUCCCACCGAAAAGAGCUCCGACGAUGACAAAAAGCCCUUCAUUGCCGGUGCCUUGUCGUUGGGUGUUACGUAUGGACGACCUGAUUUGAAGAGUUUGGUUGAGAAUAUGGCAGAGGAGAAGGGCAAAGGCUCGAUGGCUGUGUUUGUUUGUGGGCCGGCGGGUAUGGCGGAUCAGGUGCGGGCUGUGGUUAAGGGGUGCUUGGAUAGAGGUGUCAGGAGGAUUGAAUUGAUUGAGGAAGUGUUUGGGUGGUGACUGAAGAGAUUUUGUGACAUUGUCUUGCGUUAUCUGUCUGGAUGUUUUUGACAUCCUCGAGACGCUUUAGCUUAUUAUGAUCAGAG
This is a messenger RNA of Cadophora gregata, 1319 nucleotides long. RefSeq lists its product as uncharacterized. Gene Ontology annotation, molecular function: ferric-chelate reductase activity. The transcript has 4 exons. Gene Ontology annotation, biological process: intracellular iron ion homeostasis; iron ion transport; copper ion import. Bases 1 to 1233 code for a protein of 410 amino acids. The record is from RefSeq and is a predicted model, not a curated record. Gene Ontology annotation, cellular component: plasma membrane. Lineage: Eukaryota; Fungi; Ascomycota; Leotiomycetes; Helotiales; Ploettnerulaceae.